CUUACGAGACGAAUGCUGGAGUUUCCUAGCGCCGACCAGAUCGAUGGAUUUCUCAGCUGCGUCUCACAUCUCUGGAGCGUCGUUAUCCACUUACAGCUUAAUGAAACAACUUAGUGGUUUGUGCGUAUAAAUCCACUUGAAAUGUCCAGCAUCCACAACCGAAGCCAAAUCAGCGCCCGACGCAGUGACUACGUUUGGCAGUAUGAAUAUUAUGACGACGAGGAGCCCGUGUCUUUUGAGGGACUCAAAGCGCACAGAUACUCCAUUGUCAUAGGCUUUUGGGUCGGACUGGCAGUAUUCGUCAUUUUCAUGUUCUUUGUUCUCACGCUGCUCACAAAGACUGGAGCCCCGCACCAAGAAAACCCAGAGUCUGCUGAAAAGCAUCAUCGACCGGGGAGCUGUUUGGUAAACAUUGAGAGUGAGCAAGAAAAAAAUGACAAGGCUUUCUCCCGCCCGCUGCUACCAGGGUCUCACUCCUAUCUUCAUUUUUUCAUCAAUGAAGAGGAUCAGGAUCAAGUGAGGCAAAAACAAGAAGACAACAGGAGUACUACCAAAGAGAAAAUGGGCAGAGCUAUCUGCUCAUCUGGGGUGGAGGAGAUGGAGGCGGACACUAAGGAAGCAAGGGGGCGCCGACCUCUCAAUGGACUAACAGAGGAGAGUAAAACAGAUGGAGAGCGUGCCUUUUUGUCACCCUUCCACAUCCCUAACUUUGUGAACUUGGACGACAGUUCCACGAACGGAGAGGAUGAUCUGCUGUCUGAGCCAUCAGUCAUACUUGAGCAUCAGUCUCAAGCUCACAGUACUCACCAUGACUCCCACUAGUGCUAUUAAAAAGCAUGGCUUUUAAAUAGCUCACAUCGUUUGUUUUCCAUCUUUGAUGAAGCAGAGGGAAAUAUAUACACAUAGGGGUGUUUUCCUAUAAAAUAUUAAUUUUCUUUCUUUUUCUCACACUUUCAAAAAGGCAUUGCAUUUGGUUUAAUAAGCAAGAAAGCACAAAACAUAGCCACCAAUACCACCGAAGUCCAAAUUCACACUUAAAAAGAUGAUUUUCCUCUGAAGAUGAGAUUGCCUCAGAAAUGAUGUCUGUCUAUUCGAGCCUCGUGUGCCUCGCUGGAUGUAACAUUUUCUUUCCACACAUUACCGGGAAUAAUGAAAGAGCAGCGGGGUCACAGAAAAGAGGAGUUUUGUAAAAUUCACACCACCUUUCUUGUUUUCUUGUUAAACUGGAAAUUUGUACACUGGAUGUUAUUUGUCGACAAGACUGCCAACUGGUAGACCCAAAAUCAUUCAGCUGUCACUCUUUUAACAUGAAAUGCUUGCAGAGAGGGUUGAAUGUGUGCUAGCUGUGUGUUCAAACCCGUUCCUGCUCUUUAGCAGAGUGACAACGUCAUGUAACACUUUUGCAGACUGAAUUGUGUCACAACUACUGUAUAAAUGUUGAAUAAAAAUGAGAGGAUAACUUAGGUGAGCUUAGAAAUUUGUAGUGAAGUAUUUGUGAAUGUCAAGUACAGCCUUGAUAACAUUUAUAAAAAUCAUCAGAAAUACAA
This is a messenger RNA of Cololabis saira (Pacific saury), 1547 nucleotides long. RefSeq names its product melanocortin-2 receptor accessory protein 2A-like. The record is from RefSeq and is a predicted model, not a curated record. NCBI's taxonomy places the organism in Eukaryota, Metazoa, Chordata, Actinopteri, Beloniformes, Belonidae. Gene Ontology annotation, biological process: protein localization to plasma membrane; regulation of adenylate cyclase-activating G protein-coupled receptor signaling pathway. Gene Ontology annotation, cellular component: plasma membrane; endoplasmic reticulum. The transcript is spliced from 4 exons. Bases 142 to 822 code for a protein of 226 amino acids. Gene Ontology annotation, molecular function: type 5 melanocortin receptor binding; type 4 melanocortin receptor binding; type 1 melanocortin receptor binding.